Messenger RNA from Anguilla rostrata (American eel), 5921 nucleotides. RefSeq names its product intersectin-2-like. The transcript has 36 exons. Gene Ontology annotation, biological process: positive regulation of Rho protein signal transduction. Gene Ontology annotation, molecular function: calcium ion binding; protein binding; guanyl-nucleotide exchange factor activity. The record is from RefSeq and is a predicted model, not a curated record. Bases 320 to 5431 code for a protein of 1703 amino acids. NCBI's taxonomy places the organism in Eukaryota, Metazoa, Chordata, Actinopteri, Anguilliformes, Anguillidae.
GUAGCCUAAGCAGACAGAAACCCUUGUUUUUAGUGGACAUAUUGCUAUCAGUUGUAACAAAUCAAGUCGCUAUCCAGCUAGCUAGUUAAAAUAAAUAAAAAAAAACGAAUUCCUACGGUAUGUAAUCUCCCUUAUUUACCGAAAGGUUUUCUCGAAGGAGAACAUUUUUUUUCAACCAUAUAAAGGACAAAAGACAAAACACUCACGUUAUCCCCAGCACUGAAGCUGUCACUGUUGUCUGAUCAUUCGAUCAUAGGCGAUCAUAGCUGAGGAACGCAUAGUCACUCCGAGCUCUGGCUUCUUUCAAGGUGGUCAGAGUAUGUGGACCAUUACUCCAGAGGAGAGGGACAAAUAUGAUAAGCAGUUUGACACCCUUUCACCAUCUCAAGGUUACGUCUCCGGAGACCAGGCACACAAAUUCUUCCUGCUGUCCGGCCUCCCAGCUCAUGUUCUGACCAAGAUCUGGGCACUGGCAGACUUGAACAACGAUGGGAAGAUGGACCGCCUGGAGUUCGCUAUAGCCAUGAAGCUAAUCAAGCUGAAGCUGCAGGGCCAGAAUUUGCCUUCCACUCUGCCCCUUAUCAUGAAGCAGUCAACCACAGUGCCUUCCGCAGUGCCCUCAUCACACUUAACACCACCCAUAUCCAACUCUUUCUCCUCCUUGCCCCAUGGGAUUAAUGGCACUGAGAUGACCAGUCCACAGUCUCUGCUGGACUUGGGGUCAAGCAGCUCCAUCAGUUUGGCUUCUCUGUCAAGUAACGCUCCCAAAGCUGGCUCUAUGGACUGGGCAGUGCCACAGGCAUACCAGUUGAAGUACCAACAGCUCUUCAAUGGCCUAGACAAACAGAAGACUGGAUUCCUCUCAGGUCCCCAAGUCAGGAGUACUCUGACAGCAUCACACCUCUCCCAAGCACAGCUAGCAACCAUUUGGAACCUGGCAGAUGUGGACAAGGAUGGGAGGCUAACCGCAGAAGAGUUUAUUCUUGCCAUGCAUCUAGUGGACAUGGCAAAGAUGGGCCUUUCUCUUCCUCUCACUCUACCAGUGAAACUUAUCCCCCCUUCUCUCAGUGGGGUGGGAUCUAGUGAUGGAACAAAUGGAACCACUCCCACUAACUAUUCAACAUUUUCAGAGAAGAGUGAAGCUGAGCUGCUGCAGAAAGCUGUGGGCAAUGUGACAUUUGAAGACAAACACAAGAACUUUGACCAGGGCCACGUGGAUCUAGAAAAGCAGCGACAAGCCCUACAUGUGCAGCAGCAGAGGGAGGAGGGACACCUGGUGCAGAAGCUGAAAGAGAAAGAGCGACAUGAGAGGGAGGCAUGGGAGGAGGUGAGGAAGAGGCAGCUGGAGCAGGAGCGGAAGCUGGAGCGUCAGCGCGAGUUCAAGAGGCUGAAAGAGGGGGAGCAACGGAGACAGCGGGAGAAAGAGGAGGCAGUGAAGCAAGAGCUUGAGAGACAGAGGAAGCUGAAGUUGGAACUGAUGAGACGGCAAGAGCUGGAAAGCCACCGGAAUAAGAAACUGCAGGACAUUACUCAGCUCAAGGCUAAGAAGAACAGCCUGGAACUGGAGCUGGAAACUGUGGGCAACACGCAUAAACAGAUCUCAGACUGUCUGCUGGAUGUCCAAAACAAGAAAAAGAUCCAGAAGACUGAGCUGGACCUGAUCAACCGCAAACGCAACCGCUGGGUCAACGAGAUCAACACUCUUGAACAGCAGUUUGAGGACUUCCAGAAGAAACUCAAUCAGUUAGUCCCAGAACAGCAGAAGCUGGGUGAGAGACUACGCAACAUAGGUUUGAGCAACCUACCUACCUCAACAAUGACGAUGCUGAAGAGGAGUGUGAAUGAAAAGGAAAUAGCAUGUAGAAAGCUGAAGGAGCAGCUGGAAGUUCUGGAGAAGGAGACCAAUUGUAAGCUUUUAGAGAUGGACCAGAACACUCAAGUCAUCAAGAAGCUGAAAGAGAGCCAAAAGAAGCAGCAGUCAGCCCUGGACAAACUCUCCGCCAUCAGAGACGAGAAACUGCUAGAGCUUGAGAGACAAAGGGAGCAAGACCUAGUGAAGAGGAAGAGGGAGGAGGAGGAGGCUGAUAGGCAAGCUAAACUGGAGGAGGAACAUUGCAGGCACCUGCAAGAGCAGAGGGAGGCAGCACUGAGUGAGGCACAUCAGAAAGACAAGGAGCGUGAAAGAAAGGAAGAAGAACAUCAGGAGCAGCUGCAGAAAGAGGAGUAUGAUAGAGAAGACAAAAAGCAUAAGAAAGAAGAGGGUGAGUGUCAGAGGCAGGAGAAGCUACAGAGAGAGGAGGAGAAUCCGAGACAGGAGAACCUGAAGAGAGAGGAGGAGGAGUUAGAGAAAGAGAAGUGUCAGGGGUGGGAGAAGUUAAGGUGGGAACAGCAGGAGCGAAAGGCCAAACAGAAAGAAGAGGAACUGCUCCAUGAAGAAAAGGAGCAGACAUGUAGAGCAGCAGAGGAGGAGAGGAAGCAAGAGCAGCACAGGCUGGCAGAUGAGGUGAAACGCAGAGCAAUCGAGAAGGAGCAAAAGAAGCAAGAGGAGUGCAAGGUGAUGGUUGAAGCAAAGAGGAGACAGGAGAUGGAGGAGCAGAGAGAUGGCGACAGAAGAGAGCUGGAGGGGGAGAGAAAAAAAAAGGAGGAGGUGACCAGAGAGGAGGCUAGGAGACCAUUGCAGAAGGAAGAAGUGGCUAUGGCUAAACUGAAGGAGGAGGCAGGCAGCCAGCAUCAACAGCCAACGACUUCAACAAAGACAACUAUUAAAGGGAAGAUGGCUGCUCUCCUCAAAGGCAUAGAGGAACGAAAAGGUGGCAAACGCGAAAACAGUAAAGGGCACAGGAAGUUAGCAGCCCUGGCAACAUACAGAGCUCUCUAUCCCUUCACUGCUCGGAGGCCCGAGGAGCUGAGAUUUGAGGCUGAUGAUCUGAUUGAGGUGGAUGAGACCAGAGAAGGGGAGAAAGGGUGGCUGUACGGCUAUCUGCGGGGAUUCGAGGGCUGGUUCCCAGUGAGUUACGUGGAGAAACAAAUAAAACCUCAGGCCUCCCCUGCAACAAAGGAACCCCUGCCCCCUCAGAUCAUGCCUUCUACUUCCAGGUACAACAAGCCUGAGGAUGAGUCCAGUAUCCUGGAAACGGUUCAGAGUGUCCCUGCUGAUAAGGGUAGUCCCUCUGCAACUACCCCAGGGCCAGCCCCCACAAAUCAAGGACAGUCUGAGCCUGGGCCUAAUCUUCAGGCACAGGCACUGUGCUCUUGGGCAGGAAAUACGGAAAGCCAUUUGAACUUUGCAAAGGAUGCGGUGAUCACAGUGCUGGAGCAGCAGGAGGAAUGGUGGCUUGGGGAGCUGAAUGGAAAACACGGCUGGUUCCCAAAGUCCUUCGUCAAACCAUUGAGUCCAGAUGGGGAACAGAGAGAAGAGUCAUACCCCUCAGUAGAUGGAUAUGAUACAUUAGACUCUACUCAGCAAGAAGACUAUGAGGCCCUGUAUACCUACGAGAGUCCAGAGCCAGGUGACCUGACGUUUGGUGAAGGGGACACCAUCCUUGUGAUGGAAAGAGGGGGAGACUGGUGGAAGGGCAGCAUCGGAGACAGGACUGGAGUCUUCCCAUCUAACUAUGUCAAGCCAAAGGAAAUUAAUGGAGGGGGUAAAAAGCUGGAAAAAGGUCAGUUCCAUUCUUCCCAUGUUGAGCUGCUGGGCCCUGAUGUAGAGAGGUCCACACUGGCACCUGUCCACACCCCAGAUUGCCAGGUUGUGGCCAUGUAUGACUAUAAGGCGGAAAACCAGGAUGAGAUUAGCUUCUCUAGUGGUCAGCUGAUAAAUGUCCUGGAGAAAAUUGGCCCUGAUUGGUGGAAAGGAGAGAUCAAUGGAGUUAAGGGCCUCUUUCCUACCAACUACGUAGAAAUUACUACUGACACAGACACCAGUCAACAAUGCUUUGCUGAUAUGGGGGCCAUGGGUGCACAGGAGAAAAAGAGACAGGACUACAUCCAAGAGCUCAUUGAAUCAGAGGAGCGUCAUCUGGAGGACCUACAACUGGCUCUGGAGGUCUUCUACAAGCUGAUGUCUGAAUCGGGCCGGCUGACAGAGCAGGAGCUCAGCACGAUCUUCCUCAACUGGAAUGAACUCAUAGUAUCCAGCAACAAGCUGAUCAAGGCCUUGCAGGAAAGGAAGAAAAAGAGUGGGGAACAUUUGCCUGUACAGAUGAUCGGGGAUGUGCUGGCCUCCGAGCUCUCCGACAUGCAGGCCUACAUUGUCUUCUGUACCUCCCAGCUGAAAGGCGCUGCCCUGUUGCAGCGCAAGACGGACCAAGAGCCUGAAUUUAAGGAGUUCCUCAAGAAAAUAGCCACAGACUAUCGCUGUAAAGGCAUGCCACUGACAAGCUUCAUGCUCAAGCCUAUGCAGAGGAUCACCCGCUACCCUCUCAUUAUCAAGAAUAUAUUAGAAAGCACUCCUGAGAUGCACGUAGACCACAUUCAGUUGCGGAGAGCCCUAGAGACGGCCGAGAAACUGUGCUUACAGGUCAACGAGGGGGUCAGGCAGAAGGAGAAUGAGGACCGGUUGGAGUGGCUCCAAAGUCACGUGCAGUGUGACGGCAUCAUUGAGAAUCUUGUCUUCAACUCCCUUACCAACUGCCUGGGGCCACGCAAGCUUUUGCACAGCGGGAAGGUUCACAACAAGAGCAAAGGAAACAAGGAGCUGUAUCUCUUCCUAUUCAAUGACUUCCUGCUCCUUACCUAUGCUAUCAAGCAGUUUUCCUCAUCGGGAGGAGACAAGCUCUUCAUCCCCAAGUCCAACAUGCAGUUUAAGAUGUACAAAAUGCCGCUGUUUUUGAAUGAGGUCGUCAUCAAAUUACCUUCUGACCCCUCAAGCGAAGAGCCAGUUUUCCAUAUCUCCCACAUCAACCGUGUUUACACACUCAAGACUGAGAGCAUCAAUGAGAGGAUAGCCUGGGUCCAGAAGAUUACAACUGCCUCAGAGGAGAUUAUGGAGAUGGAGAAGAAGAAGCGAGAAAAGACAUACCAGGGGCGCUCUCAGAAGGGCAGUGAAAUCGGCCGGCUGCUUGUAACAAUCCUGGAAGCCACUGAUCUCCAGUCCUGCAAGGCUAACGGAAAGGGGAACCCAUACUGUGAGGUGACUAUGGGUGAGCAGUGUUACACCUCUCGUACCCUGAAUGACACCCUCAACCCAAAGUGGAACUUCAACUGCCAGUUCUUUCUCAAAGACCUCCACAAGGAUGUCCUAUCUAUUACCAUCCGAGAGAGGGACCAGUUCUCUCCUGAUGGUUUCCUGGGGUGCACAGACGUUCUCCUAGAAACCAUCAAGAAGGAGCUGGAGAACAAGGGACCAGCAAACCGGAGGCUCCUGCUGCAUGAGGUGGAGACUGGGGAAGUGUGGGUCCAACUAGACCUGCAGCUGUUUGAACCGAAAUAAGCUGUAUGACAUUAUACUCCCUGAGGGAAACACUGACCGGAGGAAACAUGCUCACACACCCAUACAAAUACACACAAAAACACACACACAAAUGCGCCUGGUCACAUCACACACUAACGAGCAGAUCCUGAGAUGAUUGGCAUCCACUCUGCUGCUUGUCUAAUCUGUGCAUCACUCCUAUACUGCAGUGGGCCACUUACUGUUUGGCUGCUGUGAACCCAACACUGCAGGGUGAAGCAUCCUGGCAAUGCUCUCUUUUAAGCAAGAAACUGGACUUUACCAAACUGCAUUUGUACUGUUUUUAUGGGUUACUGGAAUUAUUUAAUAGUCAUACAAUUAGGAUAUAGCUGAGGGAUUUUUUGGAUAUUUGUAUAACGGUAACAUAAAAGGGCAUUUCCUCUUCUGUAAAGUUAAUUCUUUUUUAAGUUUCUGUCUCUGAUAAUAUUCCAUUUAGACAUUUUCAUUUGUAAAUAAAGAUAGAUAAAAACAA